Molecule: messenger RNA, 938 nt
Organism: Spea bombifrons (plains spadefoot toad)
Lineage: Eukaryota; Metazoa; Chordata; Amphibia; Anura; Pelobatidae
Product: UPF0462 protein C4orf33 homolog
Exons: 6
Coding region: 83-667 (194 amino acids)
Source: RefSeq, a predicted model, not a curated record
CGUGGAACGCAUGAGAGAGGGCGGAAGUGUUCGCUUUGUGUUUUGAGGAGGGAGUGUGUAAAGAAAAAGGUUCCCGAGAGCUAUGGAAUUCAGAAUUGAACAUGAAUGGGACAGUUCUCCUGUCACACACGACCCAGUGACCAUCUGCCUGAAGCCUGCAAAAGAAGGGUUGCUGAUAGCUGUGAAUGCCCCAUUCUUUAAUGAUCCUCCUGCACCACCUGGUCCCUCAGGGGAGGCUUUUCCAGGACUUUGGGACUAUGAAGUGGUAGAAGCUUUUUUCCUAAACGAUGAAAAGAAGCAGUAUCUAGAAGUCGAGCUUUGUCCGCAUGGGCACCAUUUGGUGUUGCUGCUUUCAAGACGCAGAAAUAUUUGGAAGGAUUGUCUUCCUUUAUCUGUACAAGUGUCCAGGACAGACUCAAGAUGGAACGGCACUGCUCUUAUCCCGUGGGAUUAUUUCCCUCCUUCAGUAGACAAAUUCAAUGCAUACGCAAUUCAUGGUUCGGGGUCAGAGAGACGGUAUGAAGCACUUUAUCCUGUUCCUACAAAUGAAGUACAAGCUGGACAACAACCUGACUUUCAUCGUUUGGAGUACUUCAGGCCUUUUAACUUCAGUGCAUUGAUGGGUGAAAAGUGGGAACAACCUGAAUCCAGCCUCUGGAAAACGUAGCGUGUCUUAAGAUCUGCAGUUAUGCUUUAAAUGAAUGAUAAUUAUUUUAAUCAGGUUCUUUUUCAAUAUCGGUGCAGAAAUUCACACGAGCAUAUCACAGUUCUUUUUAUUACAAGCUGUGAGAGCUCUGUAUAAAGUUUUACUACAGCUGGGAGGAUCACCUUACUUUGAAUUUGAUUUUUUGUUUUAUAAUAAAUUUGAAGCUGUGGUUAACUUUCUUUUGUGAAAUGUGGUGCUAAAAUGGUCAUUAAAAUAGGGAUCGUUGGUAAGG